Molecule: messenger RNA, 4131 nt
Organism: Mycetomoellerius zeteki
Lineage: Eukaryota; Metazoa; Arthropoda; Insecta; Hymenoptera; Formicidae
Exons: 2
Coding region: 1-4131 (1376 amino acids)
Source: RefSeq, a predicted model, not a curated record
AUGCCGAAGGACUAUCCUGAUGUCUAUCAUACGUGCAUACAAUUGAUUGCACACCAACAGCAGGCGCUCGGCUCAAUUAAACGAGCAAACGCAGCCCUCCAAGACAGUGACCUCACAGCGCAGAAAGCUCGCGGGUUUGACAUCUGUCAUCGAUCGGCUUCGUCCAGCGACUUCAACGUCAGCUCGCGUCAACGCUCCAGACAGCGCUCCAGUCAACACCGAGUGUCCUCGUCGCAAGUACCCAAGAUCAAAUUACCGCAAUUUUCAGGCAAUUUUAAGGAUUGGCCGGAAUUCCGCGAUCAUUUUAAAGCCAUAAUACUAAAUGAUGUUCAAUUUGAUGCUUUCCAAAAAUUAUAUUACCUGAAAUCAUGCCUCGAUGGCGAGGCCGCAAAAUUGCUAAAGAAUCUAGCCGUCACCGCGGAUAACUUUGACAUUGCCUGGAAAAUGAUGAACGAUCGAUAUGAAAAUAAACGCCGAUUAUUGUAUUUAUAUCUUAAUCAGUUAUUCUCAUUAAAACCGGUUUCGAAUGACAGAUCUCCGAUAGAUCUUCGCCGACUAUUAGAUUCGGCUCAGGAAGCCGUUGACGCGUUAACAAAUCUUGGCCGACCGGUGUCGGACGAUAUUAUUGUUUACAUUAUUGUAGAGCGUCUUGAUCGCGGUACGCGUGAGGCGUGGAAUUUUUCCCUCGGAGAGGAAGAAUAUCCCACGUACGAGAAACUCCGUAAAUUUAUGACCGCAAAGAUUCGGUCUUAUGAAGCCUCGGUCGUGCCGAACAAACCGAUUCGAUCGACGCCCAUCUCAUCGCGCGGUAGUAAUACCUCCGCCUCCCGCGCUCAGACGCAUCAUGCGAUUGCGAAGACGCAAGUAAACUGCGUCUUAUGCGCUGGUAGUCACCCAUUAUAUAAGUGCAAGGUUUUACAGUCCCAUUCCGUUGCAAAGAGAUGGGAAGUUAUCAAAAAACAUGCGACAUGUUCGAAUUGCUUGUCGAUACAUCACGAAGAUGCAAGCUGCAAGAGUGAACGCACAUGCGUGCAUUGUGGCUCUCGCCACCACUCACUAUUGCAUAGGCCGUCGGAUAAAACGAAGACGCCUGCGUCGGGAUCGGCUCCGAUCGUUGCAAGUACAUCUCACACAGAUUCACCCAAUGAGGAUAUCAGUUUUGUACAAGCUCAUUUGAGUACGCCACGUAUACAAUCUCAUGUGAUACUUGCAACAGCAUGGGUGCUGAUCACGGCGCCGUCUCAACGCGUCGCAAAGGUUCGCGCGCUAUUGGAUCAGGGUUCGACCCAUACCUUUAUUACACGUGAGGUCGCGAAUGCCUUACGCACACCGACUUACGCUACUUCGGUAGUGGUAAGUGGAGUUGGGCAGAACGGUUCGAAAAUGGUCGGACGAGCUGUCCCGAUCACCGUCAGUGCAGUAAAACAUAGUGCAGUAAAGCUAAUGACAGAUGCUUUGAUUUUGGAUAAACUCACUGACUAUACGCCCAAGUUCCGCUUUCCACUUUCGCACUGGCCGCAUCUGGACGGUCUUGAAUUGGCUGAUGGAUGCCCCACCGACGCUACGCCUGUGCAUAUGAUCAUCGGUGCGGAUAUGUACGCUUACGCCCUUCGUGACGGUUUAGUGCGCGGUAAACGGGACGAGCCGGUCGCGAUGAAUACCGUCUUCGGUUGGGUUCUGUCGGGGAUGAGUGAUACCGAGCCUCCUGAUGUAUCCACAGUCCAUGCGCAUCAUGCGCAGUCCUACGAAAACCUUAACCUACUCCUACCGCGCUUCUGGGAAAUUGAAGAAAUUUCCCCGCUCCGACCAUUAUCCGAAGAAGACGAACGCUGUGAACAGCAUUUUCGUGAAACUCAUUCGCGCUCUUUGGAAGGGCGAUAUAUGAUGCGCAUCCUCUUCAAGGAUGCCCCGCCGCUUAAAAUCGGUGAUACUUUUCAACGCGCGAGUAAAUGCCUCAAGUCACUUGAAAGGAGACUUUCAGCUCGCCCACAGGAGCGUUCGGAGUAUGAAACAUUCCUGACGGAGUAUGAAGCGCUUGGACACAUGCGCGUCGCCCUACCGCUGACUGAUACGACAGCGGUAUACCUUCCGCACCACCCGGUCAUUAAGGCCACAAGCACGACCACAAAAACCCGCGUGGUCUUCAAUGCUUCGUCAGUGUCCAGUAACGGAUGUUCACUGAACGAUGUGCAAUUAGUUGGCCCUAAGCUGCAGUCUGAUUUGCCAAUGCUUCACAUGCAGUGGCGUACACACCGAUAUGUGUACGCCGCUGAUAUCGAGAAGAUGUAUCGGCAAAUCCUCGUUGAUGAGCGAGACAUCGACACGCAACGCAUUCUUUGGCGAAAGUCGCCCAACGACGCCGUGUUAGAAUAUCAGCUCCUUACUGUUACGUACGGCACUGCGAGCGCGCCGUACCUAGCGUUGCGUGUCCUUCGCCAACUAGCCGAAGACGAGGGCUCUGCAUUCCCUCACGGGAAGGACGUGUUGCUCGGGAACAUGUUCGUGGACGAUGCUCUUUUUGGCACCGACACUGUCGGUGAAGCACGUCGCAUCCGCGACGAAACCAACGCUCUUCUCGCAAGGGGACAUUUUACCCUUCGGAAGUGGGCGAGCAAUGACCCAUCUCUUCUUGCCGAUAUAGAGCCACAGAACCACGGUUUAUCGUGUGACAAGUCGCUUCAGUCGGAUGAGAGUAUAAAGGUACUCGGCCUCGCUUGGCACGUAGCUAGCGAUUCUUAUAACUUCACCGUAAACCGAGCCGAUGUUCCGAUUGUAACGAAGCGUCUUGUAUUAUCGCAUAUCGCCCGGAUCUUCGAUCCACUCGGCUGGAUCGCUCCUGUCGUCAUCGCUGCUAAAAUCUUGAUGCAACGAUUAUGGAAAUGCGCAGUCGACUGGGACUCACCACUUCCGGCAGACAUUGUCGUGUUGUGGACCGAAUUCUACGAUGCUUUGCCGGCUCUAUCGUCUCUGUCAAUACCACGAUGGUUAGGCACUUCGCCUUCAGUCAAAACUGAGCUGCAUGGGUUUUCCGAUGCCUCAUGCAAAGCUUAUGCAUGUGUCAUAUAUGCACGCAUCGAAACUUCCGAUGGACGUGUAGACACGGUACUCGUUUCAGCAAAGACUCGGGUAGCCCCUUUGAAGCAUCAAACGACUCCCCGUUUGGAAUUGUGCGGAGCUGUGCUCCUAGCGCGGCUCAUUACACAAGUGCGGUCAGCGCUGGCAUUUUCUCAUUGGCCAGUUCACUGUUGGACAGACGCCACUAUUGUGUUGGCGUGGCUUCGAGGGCAGUCAUCGCAAUGGAGAACAUUCGUGGCAAGUCGAGUAGCCGAGCUUCAUUCGAGUCUCCCCGACGUCCCUUGGCGCCAUGUUCCUGGGAAGGAAAAUCCAGCCGACUUAGCAUCACGUGGCGUCUCCGCUUGUGACAUCGGCGGCUCGGACCUUUGGUGGUAUGGACCGACAUGGCUCCGAUUGCCGCCAUCCGAGUGGCCAACGCAUGAGCCGGAUCUGGCAGAUGAUGCUCCUCUAGAAUUGAAGUCUCCGGUACAUCAUGCCAGCAUUGCACAGGAAGAUGCAGAGGUAUUGUUUCGGCGCGUGUCUUCUUGGCCACGCUUAUGCCGCAUCAUACUUAUAUGUCUCCGUUGGUCCAAGUCUUGGACAACAUCGAAUAGGUUGUCGUCUUGGUCGUAUACGAAAGAACUUGCGCUUGUUUCGGUACGAAUUUUUUCGUUGACGCAGGCGCAGUUCUUCCGUCGCGAACUCGAACUCCUCCAGGACAAUCCGGCGUCAGCAGUUUGCCGACGGCUGAAAAUUGGCCAGACACUUCCUAAACGCAGUCCCCUGAAACGAUUAAACCCGUUUAUGGACGAUGACAGCCUCUUACGUGUAAGCGGUCGACUCUCGUUAAGUCAACUUCCGUUCACAUCCAAAUUUCCUGUCAUUCUGCCUUCAGGUCAUAUCGCUCAACUUCUGGCAAGGCAUGCACACAUUCGCUGCCUACACGGUGGCGUCACACUGACUCUCAGUACUCUACGAGAGCAAGUGUGGGUGCUUCAGGCCAGGAAAAUCGUGAAAGCUGUGGUACAUCACUGUGUCGUUUGCGCUCGACACUCGCUACGGUCCCUACUCAGUUGA